GUGUGUGUGGGAGAGGGAGAGAAAGAGAGAGAGAGAGGUUCAGUCUUGUUUAAAUGGGAAUCCAUAGGAGGUACACAGAGAAAAAAGGGACGCAGAUUGAGAAAUCAGGAGAGAGAGAAUAAUACGGCACAAAAGUAGAACCAGGUUUAUUUUACGCACAGGAAAACCGGAGAACGACUUAAGGAAAAGAAAGAAGGAAAAAAAAGAAGAAGAAAACACCGGAAUUCUUCCAUUAAUGUGUUUUUUCUCCUAAUUUGUCCCCGUUUUCUCUCAUGACUCAAAGAGGAUUCCGGCUAAAUCCAGCAGGUCGAGAGGAAUUGAUGGUGUCUUUUCAGAGAAGCAGAGCCGAGGGGAUGAAUCUGAAUGCGCUCGGCUGAACCAUGCCAGCUCUGUGGAUCAUAACUUUGGCCAUCACUUUGAACCAAGUGUGGUGCGUCCGCUUCUCGCAGGAGCCGUCGGACCAGUCGGUGGUGCUGGGAGAGCGCGUGGUGUUGUCCUGCGUGGUCUUCAACUACAGUGGCAUUGUCCAGUGGACCAAGGACGGCCUGGCCCUCGGCAUCGGCGAGGGUCUGCGAGCGUGGCCCAGGUACCGUGUGCUGCGGGCUCUGGACAUCGGCCAGUACAACUUGGAGAUCUCCCAUUCUGAGCUGUCUGAUGACUCUCUGUACGAGUGUCAGGCCACAGAGGCUGCUCUGCGCUCCAGGAGGGCCAAACUCAAUGUACUCAUUCCCCCUGAGGACCCAGUGGUGGACGGAUCCCCGGAGCUGCUGCUCAUGGCCGGGACUGCGUUCAACCUGACCUGUGUGACCCGCGGGGCAAAGCCCGCAGCACAUAUCCAGUGGACCAAGGAUGGAGUCCCUUUAGAGGGAGCCCACCAGUCCACGGAGGUUCUGCCGGACCGUAAAAGGGUGACGACCAGGAGUUACCUGCCUAUCACGCCAGUCGACACCGACAGUGGAAGCAACUUCACCUGCGUGGCGAGCAACCCGGCAGUGCCCAUGGGCAAACGAACCUCUCUCUACCUUAAUGUCCACCAUCCUCCGACAGUGACCCUGUCCAUCGAGCCUCGCUCUGUUCUGGAGGGUGAGAGAGUCACCUUCACCUGCCAGGCCACAGCCAAUCCUCCCAUCAUGGGCUACAGAUGGGCUAAAGGUGGCGUGCUGCUGGAGGGAGCCAGGGAGAGUGUGUUUGUCACCACGGCAGAUCACUCCUUCUUCACUGAGCCCGUGUCGUGUCAGGUGUUCAAUGCCGUGGGAAGCACCAACGUCAGCAUCCUGGUGGAUGUGCACUUCGGUCCAAUUCUGGUGGUGGAGCCCAGGCCGGUCACAGUGGACGUAGACUCUGAUGUCACUCUUAACUGCAAGUGGUCUGGAAACCCUCCUCUCACCCUCACCUGGACAAAAAAGGGCUCCAGCAUGGUGCUCAGCAACAACAACCAGCUGUAUCUGAAGUCAGUGAGCCAGGCUGAUGCAGGUCAAUAUGUCUGCAAGGCCAUCGUGCCGCGGAUUGGAGUGGGAGAGACCGAGGUCAUGCUCACCGUCAACGGUCCCCCCAUCAUCUCCAGUGAUUCGGUCCAGUAUGCCGUCAGAGGCGAGAGAGGGGAGAUCAAGUGUUACAUCGCCAGCACCCCCCCACCAGAUAAGAUUGUCUGGGCGUGGAAGGAGAAUGUGUGGGAGAAGGAGAAGGGCACGCUCAUGGAGAGGUACACCGUGGAGCAGAGUAAACCUCCAUCCCAGGGUGGCGCUGUUCUCUCCACACUCACAAUCAACAACGUCAUGGAGUCUGACUUCCACUCACCGUACAACUGCACCGCCUGGAACUCCUUUGGACCUGGAACCAUGAUCAUCACGCUGGAGGAGAAAGAUAUUGUUCCAGUGGGAAUUAUCGCUGGUGGAACCGUGGGCUCCUCCAUCCUGCUGCUAAUGUUUCUACUGGCAGGCGCCUUCUUCUUCUACCGCCAACGCAAAGGCAGUCGCCGCGGUGUCACGCUCGGUAAACCAGACAUCAAGGUGGAGACGGUCAACAAAGAGACCCACAGCCUGGAGGAGGAGGCGACCAACGUCUCUACGGCAACCCGAAUGGUCAAGGCCAUGUACUCUUUUCUGCCCUCUGUUUCCCUCUCUCCCUCCACUCAGCCAUUCAAAGACGACAUGGACCUGAAGCAGGACGUCAGGAGCGAGAGCGACACGCGGGAGGAGUAUGAGCUCAAGGAUCCAACUAACGGCUACUACAACGUCCGCGCCACCACCCACGACGAGGCGCGCCCCCAGUCCCGUGCCAUCCAUUACCAAGGGGAGUUCCGUUCCCCGAACCCCAACAGUGGACCCACCGGUGCCACAUCUAGUGGACCUUCAGCUGUUCCCAGUGGUGCAGUUCCCCCCGGCGGAGUGCCAGGCUCGAGGACUGGCUGCUAUGACCCACGCCCGCCUUCCAGGAUGUCUCACGCCACUUACGCCCAAUUCAACACCUUCACGCGUGUGCCACAGAGCCAGCAAUCGCCCAGUCUCCCGCCUCCCAAUCCACCUCUUCAGUCACCGGGAGAUUACGCAGGAGACUGCGGUCUGCUGGACAACACGACCCAGCUAGCUUAUGACAACUAUGGAUACCCUUCCCAGUAUCCGAGCUACCGUAUGGGCUUUGCGCCGCCCAUUGAGGAAGGGCCAGCCUAUGAGAUGUAUCCAACAGGACAAGGGACCGGACCAGGACCAGGGCCAGGGCCAGGACCAGGGCCAGGACCAGGGCCAGGGCCGAGUCAACAGAGUCCUGAAACAGGGCUGGGGAAAUACGGAAGCUCCACCCGCUUCUCGUACUCGUCUCCACCGUCUGACUAUUCCCAAAGACACACGCAGCGGAUGCAGACUCACGUGUGAGAACAUACUUACACACAUUUUAAGCUUGCUUUUUAUUUUUAUUUCUUUUAUUUCAGCAGUACUUAUAACACAACGAAACUUUUAGACUUUUCAAAAAAAAAGAAGAAAGAAAAGCCAUGUUUAUAAACAUUCAAACAUUUGUUUUCUGUAUCCACGGCGACCAGUGCAUGGAAUUUGGUUUCUUAACUAAUAAAACCCACAGCAGUCAGCAGCAUUACAGCACAUACACCAUAGGUAGCAGCCAACACAUGCAGAGCGACAUUUCCCUGCGUGUUUGCGCGCAGUGUUUACGCAUGGACAAAAGCAACAGCGGGCCACAAUCAAGAGGAGGGGGAUGAAGAGUGGAGCGAGCACUUUGAGGACAGGAGGAAGUAAAAGAAGAAGAAGAAGAAGAAGAAGAGAAGUGUGGGAAAAAAAUUUUUUUUUUUUGCUCUUCAUCCUUUUUCAAUCCCAUCUCUGUAAAUAUGUGCAGAAAAGUUAUUUCCUUGUACAAACCUAUACAGUGUGAUGCAGUACAGCAAACCUUCCUGUAGACCACAAUUUCAUGCAUUUUCUGCGUGCAGACUACACACUCAAACACACACACACACACACACACAGCGACAGAUUAUUUGUUUCUACAUAUUGCAGCAACGUGGCAGCUUGGACUUCAACUACAUCUGGCACUUUGUGAUCCUCUUUCCUCACUCAAUCCUACCCAGUGGCCAUGUUUUAUUUUCUACAAGAUCUACCUUGAUUUAAGUGGGACAACGCUUCCUAAGUGGUGGUCCACUGAGUGGCCGGAGUGCCAACGCUUGUGCCACACAAACGCAAAAAAAAAACAUUUUAGUCUCCUUUGGAAAAGUGUACGACCAGACGCUCAGACGGAUAACGAGGUUUUGCAGAAAUGCCACGUCAGAAAAAGAUUGAGGAUUGGUAGCAAUGAGCAUCUCUGCAAACCUCUGCUCCACCUCAACUCUCAUUUUUAUCAUCCUGUCACAUUUCACUCCAGGUCAAAGCUGUAAAUGUCCGUUUAAGAAAAAAAAAAAAACACUGUGGCAGGAGUCUGGGUUUCUUUGCCA
Messenger RNA from Solea senegalensis (Senegalese sole), 3931 nucleotides. RefSeq names its product kirre like nephrin family adhesion molecule 1b (gene kirrel1b). The transcript has 15 exons. Gene Ontology annotation, cellular component: cell-cell junction. NCBI's taxonomy places the organism in Eukaryota, Metazoa, Chordata, Actinopteri, Pleuronectiformes, Soleidae. Gene Ontology annotation, molecular function: cell adhesion molecule binding. The record is from RefSeq and is a predicted model, not a curated record. Bases 381 to 2870 code for a protein of 829 amino acids. Gene Ontology annotation, biological process: cell-cell adhesion.